This is a messenger RNA of Rotaria sp. Silwood1, 5598 nucleotides long. NCBI's taxonomy places the organism in Eukaryota, Metazoa, Rotifera, Eurotatoria, Philodinida, Philodinidae. The record is from the annotation of a GenBank genome assembly.
AUGACGGUUUUUUGUCUUGAUAUUUUACUACAUGGAAUUAUUCCGGCAAUAACUGGUGGUUUUUAUUAUGAUCUAUAUACUACACCAUUGGCUAAUACUGUACAUAUUUAUUUAUGGAUCUGUUUUAUGAUACUUCCACUUCUCUUAUAUCUCUUUACACCAAUCAAUCUAUUAUCGUUUUAUAUUUAUCCAUUAAUAAUAGGAAUAUUAUUUUCUAUUAUCAAAUUCCUUAAUUAUCGUUUACAUAAAUUUUUUGAUUUGGCUGUAAGAUGUGAUGAUACAAUUGUUAAUAAUGAAAAGACUACAACAAGUAUCAAUGACGACAUUGAAGAAGCACAUAAAUUUCUCAAUCAUCGUACAACAAUUGAUGCUCCUUUAUCAGAAACACAACCAUUAUGGAUUGAUUCUUUAUAUGGUAGUAAUAAUAGCAAUUUACCAUCUAUGUAUGAUGAAUCAUGUACUCAUGUACGACGAUCAAAUGUGACAACAACAAAUGAUUGUCAUACAUCAACAUUAGUUUCUUCACCAGUGGCUCUUACACAAAAAUCUAACGAUCAAAUAAAUGAAAUACCAAAAUAUUCUUUAACAAAUGUUAUUUUACAAGGACCUAGUCUACAAGAUACAUGUGUAUCAGAUUCAAAAUUAUGUAAAAACCAUGAACUAAAGCCAAUAAUAAAAGUUUAUCGAGCAAAAAAUGCUAUUCGUCGUGUACAAUCAGAUUUUAGUAUUAUAUUAAAUCAUAAUGAUUUAAUACAAUCAAAUAUAACUGAAUUAUCUUCAAUAAAUGAUAGUAACCGUUUAAAUAAAAAAUCAAAAUCUAUGGAAAAUAAUCUUAAUAAAAUUCGAACAAUUAAUAAUCAAGAAAAUUCAUCAGUUAAGGAAAAAAGUGAACCAAUUCUUGAAAAUAAAUCGGAACCUCAAGCUGAAGCAUGUUCAGCCGUCGAUGUUCCAAUAGAUGAUUGGCGUCCAAUUUUACAAAUUCUUGAAAAUGUUUUUGCUGAUGAUGAUGAAACAUCUGAUAUGAUUACUGAACAACCUGAAUCACUUGAACCAUUAUUACCAAAAAAAAAAUCUUAUUCCAAUGAUCAUCGAUAUUCAUCAAAAUUAAAUGAACAACAAAAUGAUAAUCAAGAUGAAUCAAAUGUUCCAACUCGUUUUCAUCGUACACAUUCAAGUCAAGGUCGACGAAGACGUCGAACAUCACGUCGCGCAACAUCUGUUGAUCAACGUCAACUAUAUUUUAACGGUGAACAUACUUCAAAUCAUCAUCUUUCAUCAUCAUCAUCAUAUCGACGAUCAGCUUGUCUUAUUAAAGAAACUUGUUUCGAUGAACGAACAUCAAAUUAUGACUCUUUACGUGAUGAAACUAGUCUACGUGAUGAUUCAUUAACAACAACACCAUCCGAAGAAUCAUCACAAUUAUUAGUACGUACAACUGAACGACCUCGUUGGAUUCCUGUUUAUCGACAAAAUCACUAUGAUCAAGAUUCAUCAUCACAAAUUAUUGAUGAAGUCGAAUGGCACAAUGAAACAAGUCCAGGAACUGUACAUUAUUUUCGUGAUGAAAAUGGAAAACUUUUUUCUUAUGUUUUUGGUGAUACAUCAUGUCAAGCACGUAUGGAAACAUCAGAUCCAAAACCGUUAAGUGAUACAAUCACACGAAGUUUUAGUGAUGAAACUGAAGCAACUGUUGAACAAAUACCAAGAGGACAAAUAACACCUUCACAAACUCCAUCAACAACUGUUCAACAAAGUCAUGAAUCUUGUUCAUUUUUUAGUAGUCGCCGUCGUCGUCAUCAUCAUCAUCGACAACCACAUCGAUCACGACGAUAUGAAGGUUUUAAUCGUAAUACAGCAAUAAGUCGUGCAAUAUAUUUUUGUUUAUUUUCAAGUUUAUUAUUAAUAAUAUAUAAAUUAAAAAUGUAUUCAUGGCAUUUUAUAUUAUUUGGAAUAACAUUUUCAAAUAUAACUAUAUGUUAUAUGAUCUAUAAUAUUCUAUCAAUAAUAUUAUUAUGUUUACCGAUAUUAUUUCUAUUUGGUUUAUUACCACAAUGUUCAACAUUUUUUCUUUGUAUACUUGAAAAUUUUGAUAUGCAUUUAUUUGGUGGUACAGCUAUGAUUAAUAUACCUGGAGCUUUAUAUAGUUUUAUAUUAUCAAUAAUUAAUUUUAUUCUUCUAUCAAUUAUUGGAUAUUAUGGAUUGUUAAUUGAUACAUCAAAAGAUCAUAUGCAAAAUAUAUUAUUUUCAAUAUAUUGUGGUUUUACAGUUAGUAUUUGUUAUAAAUUAAGUCGUGGUUCAAGUAAUCCAAAUGUUUUGUGGCAUAUAAUUAAAUAUGAUUUAUUAAAAAUAAAACGAGUAUUAAUUCAAAAUGAAGAUAUACAAGAUCCAUUGCCAGAUAAAUUAAAAACAAUUGUAAAACAACGUAUACAGUCAGAUAUUCUUCUUUGUUUUCUUAUAUUUAUUCUUGUUUUUGCUGCACAUGCUUCAACAACAUUUACAAGUCUUCAACCAAUACUUAAUUAUAUAAUAUGUUCAAUAGUUAUUGUUCUGGGUAUUUUAUUUCAUUAUAUACUACCACAACUUCGAAAACAAUUACCAUGGUUAUUAUUUAGUGAACCACUUAUUAAACAAGCAGAUUAUGCAUUAUUUGAACCAACAGAAGCAACAAGAGUUUUAUUUAUCGAAAAAUUAUUUGUGUGGAUUGUUUUUAUUGAAAAAAAUAUUCUUUUACCAUGUACAUAUCUUGGCGCACUUUCACAUUCGGCACCAAUUGUUAUUAAUAAGUUUGGUCUAUUACCAUCAAUAUUAAUUUUAACAUUAUGUUCAAUGAAAAUGCUUCGUAUUGGUUAUUGUAAUGCUUCAAGACAUUUUCUAUAUGUACUAUUAACAACCAUAAUGACGUAUGUAAUGACGUCAAACUGUUCGGAAACAUUUCUACUUAAUUAUUUUAUUUUAUCAAUAUUAACUGAAAAAUUGAUUGAUUUUAAAGAAAAGUUAAACUUUAUUUUUGUCUAUUGUGCUCCAUGGCAAAUAUCAUGGGGUUCUGCAUUUCAUGCUAUUGCUCAACCAUUUUGUAUACCACAUUCAGCUAUUCUUGUUGUUCAAUGUUUGAUAUCAGCUUUAUUAAAUUCUCCAUUAAUGCCAUUAUUAGGUAGUGCUGCAUUUAUAUCAUCUUAUCCUCGUCCAAUUAAAUUUUGGGAAAAAAAUUAUAAUACAAAACGUAUUGACAAUACAAAUGUUCAAUUGCAAGCACAAAUCAAUGAAUUUCAUUGUGGUCUUGAUGAUAAUAAUUUAAAUGCCAUUUUUUAUGAACAUUUAACACGUGUUUUACAAACUUCACUUUGUGGAGAAAUUCAACUUGGACGUCUUGGUAAAGUUAAUACGGGCGAUUUUUUUAUAUUAACAAGUGACAGUUUAAAUUGUAUGAUUCAUCUUAUUGAAAUUGGUAAUGGUUUUAUAACAUUUCAACUUCGUGGUUUAGAAUUUAAAGGUACAUAUUGUCAACAACGUGAAGUUGAAGCAAUAACAGAAGAUAUAGAUAAAAAUCGUGGUCUAUGUUGUUGUGAAGCUGGUCGUUUUCCUCAUAUGCUUUCACUUAAUGCUGCAUUUACACAACGAUGGCUUGCUUGGGAAGUUAUUUGUCUAAAAUUUGUUGUUGAUGGUUAUAGUAUAAAAGAGAAUAAAUUUAAUGAAACUGUUGUUGGUUAUGAUUUACGUAAACGACUUAUAUCAUUAAUGAUUAAAGCAGUUAUUUUUUAUGCUAUUCGUUCAGAUCAACUUGUUAAUUGGCUUGAAAAUGAACAAAUUCGACAAGCAAUGAUUCAAUUUAUGGAUCCUGAUCAAGUUGAUGUUGAUCCAUCAUUUACAACUUUAUUUGAUGAUGAUUUUAAAGUUGGUGCUGGUGGUGUAACAAAAAAAACUUUUACAUUUGUUUAUGGAUCAUGGAUUAAUUUAUGCAAUAAUAAAAGACAAAUACCUUUAUCAUCAUUACAAGAAGAUGAUUUAAUAACAUUUUGUUUUAUUCUUUCAUUACUGGCACGUCGAACUUUAUUUAGUUCAUUACCUUCACAUCAUACAGUUUUACUUGAAAUUUAUCAUGAGAAUUUUGUUCAUGGAUUUUAUUCAUUAUUUAAAGGUGAUUUUCGUCUGGCACAUAAAGAUGAAUGGGCAUUUGCUGAUAUGUCCUUAUUAAAAAAUGUGGUUGCACAAGGUGUUCGAAUGUCAUUAAAACUUAAUCAAGAUUCGUUUCUUGAAAUGUCGGAAUAUCUUGAUAAUGAAAAAUUAUAUGAUGACAUUGCUCAAAAUGAUGCUAAUCUUGUAAUAACUCAUGAAGCAUCACCUGAAUGGCGAAAUGCAAUUUUAUCUAAUAAACCAUCAUUAUUAGCAUUAAGACGAGCUCUUGUUGAAAGUAUUGACGAAUAUCGAAUAGUUAUGUUAGAUCGUCGUCAUUUAUCAUUUCGUAUUGUUAAAGUUUCUAAAGAAUGUGUACGAGGUUUUUGGGCAUCACAACAACAUGAAUUAAUAUUUUUACGUAAUCGUAAUCCUGAACGUGGUUCAAUUCAGAAUGCUAAACAAGUUCUCCGAAAUAUGAUUAAUUCAUCAUCAGAUCAACCGAUUGGUUAUCCAAUAUUUGUAUCACCUUUAAUAACAUCUUAUUCAUCAACAAGUAAACCAAUAAAUGAUAUUAUUGGUGGUGAACUUGCAUGGGAUUUAAUUAAACAAAAAUUAUCAACAUUUUUUCAACGAGCUUAUACAUUUUUUCUAUCUCAUUGUUUUGGAAAUGCAUCAGGUACAAGUGAAGCUAUACAACUUGCUGAACGACGUACAAUGUCAUUAGGAACAACAACACAUGUUCAACAAUCAUCAUUUAGUGUACCAGUUAGUUCAACUCUGGUUGAUCAAAUUCGUUCAUUAUCGGUUCAACAAAAUAUAAAUACAAAUAAUAAUAAUGAAAUGAUUGUUAAUAUUAAUUCCAGUGAUAACAAUAAUAAUAAUAAUAAUAAAAAGACCCUUCAAUCUGAUCAACAAACAUCUGUCCUUGUUAAACGUACAUCAGAUAGUUUAGUUACAACAACUACAACCAUAACAACUGUAACAAAUGAUGAACCAAUUCGACGACGUUCAUCAUUAACAACAGAAUUUAAUACACGUGAUCGAAGUAAUCGAAAAAAUUCUAAUACAAUGAAUAGUAGUUUAUCAACAACAAUCUAUUCAAAUAAAGAUCUGUGUACAAGUAGUAAUACUCAAAUUAAUAAAUCUAUGAUUACAUAUUCAACAAAUGGAAAUUCAAAUGAAAAAGUUAUUAUUAUUGAUACUACAGCUAUUUAUGAUUCGAUCAAUUUGGGUCGUCGAAUAGAUGUUAUUUGGCCAAAUGAACAAAUGAGAUUGAAUGGUGGUCGUAACGUUUGGUCUGGUUGGAUGCCAAGUGUAGGCAUGACUGGUCUUGUUGUUCAUCGUUGGAUACCAAGACAUCGUGAUGCCCGACAACGAUCUCAUAUUGAUAAAUGUAUAUUACUUGUUCAUAUAGAUAAAUAUGAUAAAUUUGUGCCCAUUGCCGAACAUGGUGUACGAUUUAUUGGAGAAUCAACUUAUCUUUAG